This is a messenger RNA of Acanthochromis polyacanthus (spiny chromis), 3736 nucleotides long. RefSeq lists its product as uncharacterized. The record is from RefSeq and is a predicted model, not a curated record. Bases 286 to 1071 code for a protein of 261 amino acids. Lineage: Eukaryota; Metazoa; Chordata; Actinopteri; Pomacentridae. The transcript is spliced from 5 exons.
CUCAAAGAGGAAGCGAAAAUGCUGUAUUUCCGCUGCAGCAGCGAGAACGGGCACGUCCAAAAAGAAAGGAAAAUGUGGACAGAAAGGGCAAACUGAGGCCGGAGAAACAGCGUCGAACCACCGCUGUUCUCUUCGCGGACGCUCGGUAACCAGUCAGCGCUUGGUAUUUAAAACUCAGAGCCGAGUGUUUGACUGUUUAAGGGUCGUUUCGAGGUUAACCCUGUCCCCUUGUUCCGUUGUUCGCCUUGAGGAAGCAGCUCGGCGCUUAGCUAGCCUGCUACAGAGAUGGGGACCAGAGCCAGCCGCCUACAGGAGGACCCGGUUCCCUCGGCUUUCGGGAAAGACGGCACAAAGCGGGAUUCCUACCGGCGACCCCGCUGCGCCAGGCCCACCAGCCUCGUUGUCGACGUCUCCGUGAGCUUCGAAUACGCGGAGGCCAACCGGAGCCGCUCGGAGGAAGGCAGCGACUCGGACCUGGGGCAGCAUGGGGCAAGCGCAGACGGCAGCCCCGCCGACCACCACAGCAUCCCCUCCAACAUCAGCCAGACGUCCCCCGCGGACGACAACAAUAGCGAGGGUAAGCCCGAGGAGGACGGCAGCGUGAGCCCGGAGGCUGCCGUCGACGCAGAGCACCAACCUGCAGAGGAGACAGGCCGCACACCCCACCGCACCUUUUCCGAGCGGCUGCCCGGGAAUCGCCACUCUUCCGCCCGCAGCGUUGGCGCAAGAUCCGCCCGGGUCCGAGGCACCCACCAGCGGCCGGUGUCCGAGGCUUGGAUUGGCCUGUACCGUGUUAACAACCGCCAUGGCAAUAUCCGCUGUCCAUUCUGCUCAAAGCCUUUCCCCGGGGGUCGGAUUGAGGAUCACCUGUUGAGCUGCCUCACUUCUCCUCCUCUACCUUACAAUACGGAUGUGCUCAGUAAAGACAGCGGAGAGUGCUCCAUCUGUUUGGAGGAUCUGGUACAGGGAGAGACCAUCGCCAGGCUGGCUUGCCUCUGUGUCUACCAUAAGAGCUGCAUUGACUCCUGGUCCAAGGUGAAGCCCUGCUGCCCCGAACAUCCCUUCGAUUGACUCACAGGUCACAUGAACUCUGCACAGUGACCAACCCGACUCAGGAGACUACACUGAACCCCAAUUCAAAAAGUCCAAAUAAAAACAUGUAAUUGAACAAACAAAAGCCCGCUGUCCCUUCUCAGACACAAACCACAAAUAUUUGAGUGGAGAACAGACGAUCCUGAGAGGAAGCAGUGACGCCCGACACUCUCCACUCGGAUCGAUUGAUUUGAUCGUUUUAGCGCCAAACUCCUGAAACGGCAACAAACAGCUGCUCCAUCUCUAAUCUGCAGUGGAGAUUCUAGUCGGAACAGGAACAACGUGUCUAUUCUGUGGACUUGAACGUAAAAAUAAAUCAAAUAUUAUCAUCCCAGAACAAUCUUGAAGCUGGGGAGGAACACAAAAACAAAAAAAAAAGAAGUUGUCUUAACUGUGACUCUGGAUCCUCUCCUGUGUAUUUUUUCCUUCUUAACCAAACGGGAUCGGUCAUUUUAUCAAGUAAUUUGCAAAAAGAGUAUUGUUCCAUGUCAUACAUUGGACGAAUGUUUUUUUUUUUUUUUCCUCAGCUCGCCCCAAAUGAACCAACCUCACACCGAAAGCCGGAACUGUCGCCGCAGAAACAUCGCUUUAUUAUUUUUUUCGAUCGAGCUGGAAGUUGAGGGCUUGUCUUUGGUGAAUGGGGGCUGCUGUUAUUAAGUGUUCUCUGUUUUCUUUUAACUGUAAAACAUUUCAGGGAAGGUCUGGGGGCUAAUUUCUUUUUAAAAUUAUUUCCCUUUUUUUUCUUGGUCAGUCAGUUUCUCGUAGGUGGUGAGUUAGCGCUGACUUUAAUGUGCUGCUACUUGCUUUGUGUUUUUUAGGUAUUUCAAAGGGCAAUAGUAGCGCCGGUGUUGGCACCAAUUUGAGCACUUUUGUCCCUUAAGGCUGAUUUUUUUGUUUUGUUUUGUUUUCUUUCCUUUCUUUUUUUGGACAUAAGGUCUGGGAUAAGAUUGUAUGAGUGUAUUCAGGGCCUGUAAAUGUCCUGAGCAUGGCUGUAUAUUCAAGAAAGUGUGUGUGUUUACUGUAAAUUGCCCAGAAGUCUGCUUGGUCAAGCGGGUUACAACAUCCUGUUACACGUCUUUUUUUUUUUUGGUACGCGACAUGGCGGCACACAUGGUCCAGUUUUGUCCCCCUUUCCUCUCUCCUCUCUAGGGUUUAAUCUGGAUUUCUUUCUUUUCCUUUUUGAACCAGGCCCCUCAAGCGACAGUUUUGCCAUCUGGUUAAAUGGACGCCAGAUCUGGGGAGGUUGCAAAGGGACGGAUAGAUCGAGGGAUGUAUUUUUGGGGGCAUGUUUACACCAUGUGGUAUCUCCCUCCCUCCACAGCACUGGAGGCUAUGAACAGCUGAUGGUUAAUGAUUACAUAAGCAGCCCCCCUCCCCCUCUUUCCCCUUGUUUUUUUUUUAAGCUAUUAUAAUAUCACAUGAUAAUUGCUGUGUGUGUGUGUGUGUGUGUGUGUGUGUGUGUGUGUGUGUGUGUGUGUGUGUGUGUGUGUGUGUGUGUGUGUGUGUGUGUGUGUGUGUGUGUGUGUGUGUGUGUGUGUGUGUGUGUGUGUGUGUGUGUGUGUGUGUGUGUGUGUGUGUGUGUGUGUGUGUGUGUGUGUGUGUGUGUGUGUGUGUGUGUGUGUGUGUGUGUGUGUGUGUGUGUGUGUGUGUGUGUGUGGCCUUUGACUGGUGAAGGGGUUCUUGUGCAAGCAGGCGUUUGUAGUGUUUAUUCUUGGGCUUUUAAAUCGGGGCAGAGGCUGCUCGGCACACGCCGUCUGAUUAUUGUUGCACAGGCCAGUGGAAUGAUUUUUUUUUAAAAAACAACAUGCUUUUACAGUCAGCUGAGGAGACAAAUCUGUGUUUAACUCGAGUUUGUUCAACCCCCAGCCUUUUUUUGUGUUCUGCUGUCUGAGGUGCUACGACUUGUCCCGCCACUAGAGGGCAGCCCUGUGCAUGUUUCUCAUAUUUUGUAUUGGAGAAUAGAAAAAUAAUGCCAAAAGUCUGUCUGUUCAUCGUGUGGGGGGGGGGGGGGGGGGGGUGUUAAUUGAGUGAGAGAGUGCAGAAGACAGAGGUGCACUGAAUCAUUAGAUGUUACAUUUGUUGUGGUGAUAACUUAUGAUGUGUUCUUUGGCUAGGAGGGGUUGGGGGGGCAGGGUGUUUGUUGGUGGAGGUCGGGUUGUCGAUAAAGAUAAAAACAGACAAUCUGAAUCCCCCACGUGACUCAUUUACUUUCUUACCCUUCUAAGGUGUGUGGUGCAAUACCUCAAUUUUUACCAGUGCUAGCUAAACGCUCUGUGUGGAAACUAGCUCCUCUCCAACCAAGGACGGUGUUUUUUUGUAUAAAUGUCCCUAAGUCCUUGGCCUUCAAAUUACAGGGUGUCGAGUCCACCCCGCAGUUUGAGACCAACGUAUUAGACGAGAAUGUUUUUGUUUUUUUUCAAAGAGUCACCACAGAGGUAUCUGCAUCCCCAAGAUAUGGACAAUCUGCCUUUACUCUGGUAUAAAAACAAUUGAAUUUUAUUUAUUAAAUUGUAAAUAUGUAAUGCAAUUCAAGAAAAUGGCUUGGUCCUUGUCUGUUCAAUAUACUGUUUCUAAGCUCCGAUCUUUUGUAUGUCUCAGAAAUUGUUUUUAUAUGUAUUUUUUACAAAUAAAUAUGUGUGAGAGA